UCGCGCCUGCCUAACCUACUUCGCCGAACCGCACAUUUUAAUUGAUCAAAUUUCAGAAAAAAAUAAAAUUUGACACGACGGUGUAUAAUAUAUUUUAUUGUAUACCAUUGUUGUCCGCCAGUCGUCACUGCCCUGGUCGCGGACAACCGUAGAAACCCGCUGAGAAUUGUCGACACAGUCGCACGCUAUUCCGCCGUCUGUGCGUUUUUUCAGUUUCUCGUAUCGUUCUUUCGUUCUUCUCUUAUUCGCCCAAAAUGACCACUAACGGCGAAGAGACCACUUCGGAUCGCAAUGUAGAGAUAUGGAAGAUUAAGAAACUCAUCAAGAGUCUAGAAAUGGCCAGAGGUAAUGGAACAAGUAUGAUAUCAUUAAUUAUACCACCUAAGGAUCAGAUUUCUAGAGUGAGUAAAAUGUUGGCUGAUGAAUAUGGUACUGCAUCAAACAUCAAGUCACGUGUAAACAGAUUGUCAGUAUUGGGUGCUAUUACAUCAGUACAGCAAAGAUUAAAACUUUAUACUAAAGUUCCGCCUAAUGGAUUAGUUGUAUAUUGUGGAACCAUUGUGACUGAGGAAGGUAAAGAAAAGAAAGUCAAUAUUGAUUUUGAGCCAUUCAAACCCAUUAAUACUUCUUUGUACCUUUGUGAUAAUAAGUUUCAUACAGAAGCACUAACAGCACUAUUAGCAGAUGACAAUAAAUUUGGUUUCAUUGUGAUGGAUGGUAAUGGUGCAUUGUUUGGUACAUUGCAAGGAAACACCAGAGAGGUUCUUCAUAAAUUUACUGUUGACUUACCAAAAAAACACGGUAGAGGAGGUCAGUCUGCUUUACGUUUUGCUCGUUUACGUAUGGAAAAACGACACAAUUAUGUACGCAAAGUGGCAGAGGUAGCCACUCAGCUAUUUAUUACAAAUGAUAAACCUAAUAUAGCUGGAUUAAUAUUGGCUGGUAGUGCAGACUUUAAAACAGAACUUAGUCAAUCUGAUAUGUUUGAUCCUCGGUUACAAGCUAAAAUUAUUAAAUUAGUUGAUGUAUCUUAUGGUGGUGAAAAUGGUUUUAAUCAAGCAAUCGAAUUAGCUGCUGAAUCAUUACAAAAUGUUAAAUUUAUUCAAGAAAAAAAAUUAAUAGGACGAUAUUUUGAUGAGAUCAGUCAAGAUACUGGAAAAUAUUGUUUUGGUGUUGAGGAUACUUUAAAAGCUCUAGAACUUGGAUCUGUAGAAACAUUAAUAUGUUGGGAAAAUUUAGACAUUCAGAGAUAUGUCUUGAAAAAUCAUACAACAGCGGAAGAAAAAAUAUUACAUUUAACACCAGAACAAGAAAAAGAUAAAACACAUUUUACAGAAAGAGAUACUGGAGUAGAAUUGGAAUUAGUUGAGUGUCAGCCACUUUUAGAAUGGUUGGCUAAUAAUUAUAAAAUGUUUGGAGCUACCUUAGAAAUAAUCACAGAUAAAUCACAAGAAGGAUCACAAUUUGUUAGAGGAUUUGGUGGUAUAGGAGGAUUAUUACGUUAUAAAGUUGAUUUUCAAAGUAUGCAGUGUGACGAUUUGGAUCCAAAUGAACUUUAUGAUAUUGACGAUUAUUAGGAUGUUGAAUGUUUAAAAGAAUACCCAUUGAAUACUUAGGGCAACUUAAAAUAAGUACCGUUCAUAUUAGCUUAAGCAUGUUGGAAAAAAGAAGAAUUCUAUUAUAAUUUUAAACAUAAUUAUUUCCUUACUUUGAUGUUAUCUUUUUAUUUAAAAGUAAAAAAAAUAAUCA
Melanaphis sacchari is the source of this 1749-nucleotide messenger RNA. RefSeq names its product eukaryotic peptide chain release factor subunit 1 (gene eRF1). Gene Ontology annotation, cellular component: translation release factor complex; cytosol. Gene Ontology annotation, biological process: cytoplasmic translational termination. The coding region runs from base 255 to 1577 and encodes 440 amino acids. The record is from RefSeq and is a predicted model, not a curated record. NCBI's taxonomy places the organism in Eukaryota, Metazoa, Arthropoda, Insecta, Hemiptera, Aphididae. Gene Ontology annotation, molecular function: translation release factor activity, codon specific; sequence-specific mRNA binding. The transcript is spliced from 9 exons.